AUGCAUGCUAUAUCGAGAAAGUUGUUGACGCGAUCAGUCUUUGAUGGAAGCAAUGCCGUCUACAAGAUGUGCUCCAAUCAACCGUCAUCAUCGGAAGCUCACCAUAAAGUGGCUUCAAAUUUUCGCGAAGAAUUUGUUCUGCCGAAAAGUUGUGACUUUCGGAUAUGGUUUCCUAUGCAUAUGGCAGUUCAAUUUAAGAAAAUGGAAGGAAAAAUGCGAUCUGUGGAUUUAGUGAUUGAAGUUCAUGAUGCUCGCAUACCAAUAACAGGACGCAAUCCUUUGUUUUUUGAACAACUGUAUGCGGUUCGACCGCAUAUCCUUGUUAUGAACAAAAUGGAUCUUAUCGAUUUGACGAAAUACAAGGGACCGGUAGAAGAGUAUUACCGCCGAAAUGGAAUAGAGAAAAUUAUUUGGACGGAUUGUAAACGUCGGCUCAAUUAUGCUCUUAAAGAUUUGUGUGGAACAAUGGUCGACAUCCUACAAGAAACACCGAGAUUUAAUCGAUCUGUCAAAACGGAAUAUCAGGCAAUGGUUGUUGGUAUUCCCAAUGUUGGAAAGUCUUCACUCAUUAAUUCACUUCGUGGUGCAACCCUUGGACAUAAGCAUGCCGCAGUUCAAGAGGGUGCUCGACCUGGUGUUACAGUGAGAGUACAGAAUCGCGUUCGAAUAUUGGAUAAACCGCCUACAUAUGUAUUGGAUACCCCCGGCGUCCUGACACCUCACCAAAAAUCAGGAGAAGAUGCUAUGAAGUUGGCCUUGUGUGAUCUCAUCUUGGAAAGUACUACCAAUCUUCAAUAUGUCGCUGAUUAUUUAUUAUAUUGGUUGAAUCGAACGGGGGACUUUUCCUACUUGGAGCUAUGUCGAUUCGAAGGCGGACCUUGUGAUGACAUAAACAAAGUGCUUCUGAAAAUUUGUCAAACGCAGAAUUUGCGCUCACGUUGCAUGAUUGCGGGUAAUAGCUGUGAGAUGACUGCAACCGGCCAUCUAGUAUUCGAUGAAUUCGGACAGCCAUUCAUUGUCACGCGAGAGCAGGACAAGCAAAAACGUUUGACGGGACUAGAUGCUCUCAAGAGUCAUAUUUUGGCCGUUCGCACGGUGUCAAAUACGCUUCGUACUUCGUUGGGACCACGUGGACUGGAUAAAUUAAUGGUUUCUCCAGAUGGGGAGGUCACAAUCACCAAUGAUGGAGCUACGAUUAUGGACAAGAUGGACGUUCAGCAUCAUGUUGCUAAACUUAUGGUGGAACUCAGCAAGUCACAAGAUGCAGAAAUUGGCGACGGUACCACUGGAGUAGUCGUACUCGCUGGGGCCCUGCUUGAGGAAGCGGAACGUCUUUUGGAUCGUGGUAUUCAUCCAUUAAAAAUUGCGGAUGGGUUUGAUCUUGCGUGCAAGAAGGCGCUCGCAACUCUUGAGAAGAUUGCUGACCCCUUUCCUGUUGAAGAUAGAGAACGGCUGAUUGAAACCGCUGAAACGUCGCUGGGCUCGAAGAUUGUUAACCGCUCAAUCCGCCAUUUUGCUGAGAUUGCUGUUGAUGCUGUUUUAUCAGUAGCCGAUAUUUCAACAAAGGAUGUGAAUUUCGAGUUGAUCAAAGUUGAUGGAAAGGUUGGAGGAAAGCUUGAAGACUCGAUCUUCGUAAAAGGAAUCGUUAUUGACAAGACGAUGUCCCAUCCGCAAAUGCCUAAAGAAAUCAAGGAUGCUAAGAUCGCAAUUCUUACUUGUCCAUUCGAGCCACCAAAGCCAAAGACCAAGCAUAAGUUGGACAUCACCUCUGCUGAGGACUUUGCUGCUCUUCGACAAUAUGAGCGAGAAACUUUUGAAACAAUGAUCAAACAGGUGAAAGAUACUGGAGCCUCUUUGGUUCUUUGUCAAUGGGGUUUUGACGAUGAAGCAAAUCAUUUGCUACAUCACUACGAAUUGCCUGCUGUGCGCUGGGUCGGUGGUCCUGAAAUCGAACUUUUGGCUAUCGCUACCAAUGGACGCAUUGUGCCAAGAUUUGCCGAAUUGACCCCUGAGAAGCUUGGUAAGGCAGGAGUUGUCAAAGAGAUUGUUUUUGGAACCGCUAGAGACAGAAUGCUUUCGAUCCAGGAAUGCCCAAAUAAUAGAGCGGUUACGAUUUUCAUUCGUGGAGGCAAUAAAAUGAUCAUUGAAGAGGCUAAGCGUUCUUUGCAUGAUGCCAUGUGCGUCAUUCGCAAUCUUGUGAAGGAUAAUCGGAUUGUGUAUGGUGGAGGAGCAGCAGAGACAGCCUGUGCGCUCGUUGUCGCUAGGGCGGCUAGUAAGAUUCAUGGCGUUGAACAGUAUGCUUUCCGUGCCUUUGCUGACGCACUUGAACAAAUUCCAAUGGCUCUCGCCGAGAAUUCUGGACUGGCACCAAUUGAGGCUCUUUCCAGCUUAAAAGCCGAACAGCUUGCAAAAGCAAAUCCAAGACUUGGCAUUGAUUGUCUUUUCAAAGGCACUAACGAUAUGAAAACACAAAAGGUUAUUGAAACCCUUCUGAGCAAAAAGGAGCAAAUCAGCUUGGCUACGCAGGUUGUUCGCAUGAUUCUCAAAAUUGAUGAUGUUCGAGUCCCGGAUGAUGAAAAUGGAGGAAUG
Molecule: messenger RNA, 2589 nt
Organism: Mesorhabditis belari
Lineage: Eukaryota; Metazoa; Nematoda; Chromadorea; Rhabditida; Rhabditidae
Source: the annotation of a GenBank genome assembly